This is a messenger RNA of Phodopus roborovskii (desert hamster), 828 nucleotides long. RefSeq names its product RNA polymerase II, I and III subunit H (gene Polr2h). The coding region runs from base 133 to 585 and encodes 150 amino acids. Gene Ontology annotation, biological process: DNA-templated transcription. The transcript is spliced from 5 exons. Lineage: Eukaryota; Metazoa; Chordata; Mammalia; Rodentia; Cricetidae. Gene Ontology annotation, molecular function: DNA-directed RNA polymerase activity. Gene Ontology annotation, cellular component: RNA polymerase I complex; RNA polymerase II, core complex; RNA polymerase III complex. The record is from RefSeq and is a predicted model, not a curated record.
CUGCGCCCUCCGGCUGGUUGCCGCUUUUGGGGCGGUACUCUGCCCUGUCUUCUUACUUCCACGUGAGGGGGUGCGCGAAUUCCCAGUGGUGGCCGCGCGCUCCGCACCUCUGCAGCUCUCGUGCCCCUUACGAUGGCGGGCAUCCUGUUCGAGGAUAUUUUUGAUGUGAAAGACAUUGACCCAGAAGGCAAGAAAUUUGACCGAGUAUCUCGGUUGCACUGUGAGAGUGAAUCUUUCAAGAUGGACCUCAUCUUAGAUGUGAACAUUCAGAUUUACCCUGUGGACUUAGGUGACAAGUUCCGAUUGGUCAUAGCUAGUACUUUGUAUGAAGAUGGGACUUUGGAUGAUGGUGAAUACAACCCCACAGAUGACAGGCCUUCCAGGGCUGACCAGUUUGAGUAUGUCAUGUAUGGGAAAGUGUACAGGAUUGAGGGGGAUGAGACCUCGACAGAAGCAGCGACACGUCUCUCUGCAUAUGUGUCCUAUGGGGGCCUGCUCAUGAGGCUUCAGGGUGAUGCCAACAACCUACAUGGAUUUGAGGUGGAUUCCAGAGUGUAUCUGCUGAUGAAGAAACUGGCAUUCUGAACCUCGAGGGAAACCAGCUUUGCUGCUUGGUUACUCAAGUCAUGGACAUUAUUUGAACCUGAGCAGAAGCUGGUGGUAUUGGUCUGUGUGAGGGACUGGGCUCUGUGUCCACUCCAGGUACAUCUUCAGUUUGUCUGAAUUCAGUGGAAAAGUGACUUGUCUGUAAAAGGCCAAGUGGUAGAGCUCAGCAUGAAUCUGAAGUUGUGUAUGAUUUGUUUUUUAAUUAAAGUUUACUUUUUCAGA